Molecule: messenger RNA, 479 nt
Organism: Aspergillus heteromorphus CBS 117.55
Lineage: Eukaryota; Fungi; Ascomycota; Eurotiomycetes; Eurotiales; Aspergillaceae
Exons: 1
Coding region: 123-422 (99 amino acids)
Source: RefSeq, a predicted model, not a curated record
UAAUGUCCUUCGCUUAACGACACGUUUGUUACCCCCUCGUUUUAACAGUGGAUGGUAUUCAUGAUUCAGGAGUUUUGGCGGUCACCUUUCAACAGGUUCUUGGGUUCGGCGAUUGUUUCCUUAUGCCCGCGGAUGGAGUAUUUUUGUCGCAGUUUGUUUUGAUUUGCCCAAUACUACUGUAUAGAUCUUCAAAUUCUGCAGGCCGUUGGCGUGCAGUCUUACCACUUCUACCUUCGUUCGAUUUUUUUUUUCUUGGGUCUGCUGGUCGAGAAGAAGACGGCCAGAAGACGGCCCCUGGCAGACGCUUGACGUCGCGGGACUGGCCUAGUCGAGGUCGAUUCAACAUUUGUUUUAAUAUCUUCUCAACUGGAUAUAGGGAUGGAUGCACGGAUUUGGAUGAUGUUAUGUGUGGAUACGGGUAGCUAAAAGCUAUUGUAUAUUCGAGAGAUCAAUCUCAACAAUUGACUACUGACUGAUAA